Messenger RNA from Syzygium oleosum, 530 nucleotides. RefSeq lists its product as uncharacterized. Lineage: Eukaryota; Viridiplantae; Streptophyta; Magnoliopsida; Myrtales; Myrtaceae. The record is from RefSeq and is a predicted model, not a curated record. The coding region runs from base 80 to 325 and encodes 81 amino acids. The transcript has a single exon.
CCACCGAACCAAGGCCAAAUCCCAGCCCCCGAGAAAAGUUUUUGUGGGAGAGUCCGGAGAGGAUUUUUUUUGUCGAGCCAUGGACGGACGCGACUCGCACGGCACGUCGUGGGCGGACCAGUGGGACUACAACCCCGAUCCGGCUCCGGCGGAGAGCGACAAGAAGAAGGGCCUCGCGGCGGCCAAGUACAAGGAGAAGAUGGGGGUAGGCCUCGUCAAGACCAAGACCGCGGCAUCGCACGGCGUCAAGAAGGUCAAGGAAGGAACCACCGUCGGCAUCCAGUGGAUCAAGGACAAGUACCACAAGACCACCCAAAAGAACUGAACAUUGGCUUAGUUCCGUCUCUCUGGAGAACAUGUGACAGUUUUUUUUUUUUUUCCUCUUUUUGGUUCUUCCGAUUCUUUCCUUCAUCUGUAUAAUAGAAGACAUAUGCGCCCUUCGCAUGUGUGACCUUUGUAUGAUACGGCUUGACGAUCAUUUUACCUCUUUGGAUUUCUUAGUGGAUUAGAGUUUCCUUUCUUUGAAUUCA